This is a messenger RNA of Lepisosteus oculatus (spotted gar), 6197 nucleotides long. Lineage: Eukaryota; Metazoa; Chordata; Actinopteri; Semionotiformes; Lepisosteidae. The record is from RefSeq and is a predicted model, not a curated record.
UUGUAACAUGCCAUUUUUUUAGCAAUGGACAUUUUUUGAUAAAAUGGCAUCGAUAAACUGGUCAUUAUUAAGUUUUUAAAAAUGCCAGCUGUGGAUUUCGAGUUUGCGUAUCCCCAGAUUAUUGUCUUUUACAUCGUUGCGAAUUUAUAGUGAAGGUUUCUUGUUGGAUUGGGUACAAAUGAUCCUGGAGUGGGCAACUGUGUGAUUCCAUUAGCUCACGGAGACUGCGGUUGUCAUUGAUCUAUUGAGGGAGCGGACGUUGAAGAAUACAUUUGAGAAAUGAUGUGUGAAGUGAUGCCGACCAUUAACGAAGACACCCCCAUUAGUCAGAGGGGCUCUCAGAGCAGCGGCUCCGACUCGGACUCCCAUUUUGAGCAGCUGAUGGUGAAUAUGCUGGAUGAACGUGACCGGCUGCUGGACACACUCCGAGAGACACAGGAGAGCCUGGGAUUGGCGCAGCAGCACUUGCAGGAUGUCAUCUACGACCGGGACUCCCUCCAGCGCCAGCUCAACUCUGCACUGCCUCAGGAGUUUGCUGCAUUGACAAAGGAGUUAAAUGCAUGUAGGGAGCAACUACUGGAAAAAGAAGAGGAAAUUUCAGAACUGAAAGCUGAAAGAAACAACACCAGACUGCUCUUGGAACAUUUAGAGUGCCUUGUCUCCAGACACGAGCGAUCACUGCGGAUGACAGUUGUGAAGCGGCAAGCACAGUCACCUUCAGGGGUUUCCAGCGAGGUAGAGGUUCUCAAAGCUCUCAAAUCACUUUUUGAACAUCACAAGGCUCUAGAUGAGAAGGUUAGGGAAAGACUGAGGGUGUCUUUGGAAAGGGUCUCAGCCUUGGAAGAGGAACUUGCUGCUGCUAACCAGGAGAUUGUAGCUUUACGUGAGCAGAAUGCACACAUUCAGAGGAAAGUAGCAUCUGGAGACGGAUCUGAAGCUGAGCUGCUUGAAGGAGCUGAAGCUGGACAAAAAGUCCAUGGAAAGCGGAUGUCCAACGGCUCCAUCGACUCAACUGAUGAGGCCAGCCAGGUGGUGGAGCUGCAGGAGCUGUUGGAGAAGCAGAACUAUGAGCUGGCUCAGAUGAAGGAGCGCAUGUCCUCCCUGUCCUCCCGCGUCUCCGAGGUGGAGCAGGAGCUGGACACUGCCAGGAAGGACCUUAUCAAGUCUGAGGAGAUGAGCCAGAGAUACCAGAGAGACAUCAAAGAGGCCAUGUGCCAGAAGGACGACAUGGAGGAGCGCAUCACCACCCUGGAAAAGCGUUACCUCAGUGCUCAAAGAGAGUCCACCUCACUGCAUGACAUCAGCGACAAGCUAGAGAAUGAACUGGCCAACAAGGAGGCCUUCCUGCGGCAGAUGGAGGAGAAGAACAGGCAGCUGCAGGAACGUUUGGAGCUUGCGGAACAGAAGCUGCAGCAGACCAUGAGGAAGGCGGAGACUCUCCCAGAGGUGGAGGCUGAGCUUGCCCAGCGGAUAGCAGCCCUGACAAAGGCAGAAGAGAGGCAUGGAAGCAUUGAGGAACGCAUGCGCCAUUUGGAGGGGCAGCUGGAGGAAAAGAAUCAAGAACUGCAGAGGGCCAGGCAAAGAGAGAAAAUGAAUGAGGAACACAACAAGAGGCUUUCUGACACUGUUGAUAGACUUCUUACUGAAUCAAACGAACGCCUUCAGCUCCAUCUGAAAGAGAGAAUGGCUGCUUUAGAAGAAAAGAAUGUUCUAAUACAGGAUUCUGAAAAUUUUCGAAAACAGCUUGAGGAGUCACUCCAAGAAAAAGACCGUCUUGCUGAGGAUAUAGAAAAGCUGAGAUGUGAACUUGAAGCAUUUAAGAUGAGAGCUGGGCCACUAACAGAACCUGCCUUAUCCAGCAGGUCUCAUUUGGACGCAUCAACAGAGCUGAGAUACUCCAUGGGUUCCCUUGCAGACACACAGUCUGAUCACUACAGGUCUGCCAAAGUCAUAAGGAGGCCAAGGAGAGGGCGAAUGGGUAUACGGAGAGAUGAACAAAAGGCCAAGUCGCUGGGGGAACACGAGUGGGCCCGUUCUCAGCCAAUCAAUGUCCUUGGCAGCCACCACUUUGAGAGCGACACUGAAAUGUCUGACAUUGAUGAUGACGACAGAGAAACGAUCUUUAGCUCUAUGGACCUCCUUUCACCUGGUGGCCACUCUGAUGCCCAGACCUUGGCCAUGAUGCUGCAAGAACAGCUAGAUGCCAUCAACAAAGAGAUCAGGCUAAUUCAGGAAGAGAAAGAGUCAACAGAGCUGCGUGCAGAAGAGAUUGAAAACCGCGUAGCCAGCGUCAGUUUGGAAGGGCUGAAUUUAGCUCGUGUUCACCCUGGGACAUCAAUUACCGGCUCAGCAACUGCAUCUUCCUUGGCAAGUUCCUCACCUCCAAGUGGUCACUCAACACCCAAACUGACACCUCGCAGUCCCGCCCGAGAGAUGGAUCGCAUGGGGGUCAUGACACUGCCAAGUGAUUUAAGGAAGCACAGAAGAAAGAUUGCAGCAGUUGAUGAAGAUGGUCGUGAAGACAAGGCUACUAUAAAAUGUGAAACUUCACCACCUCCCACACCCCGACAGGUGCGAAUGACACACACUCUGCCAUCAUCUUACCACAAUGACGCCAGAGGUUUAUCAGCAACUUUGGAGGCAGAAACCGGUGCUCUCAGCAGUGUCACCAGCAGCCAGGAUUCACUUCACAAAGCUCCAAAGAAAAAAGGAAUCAAAUCUUCAAUAGGACGUUUGUUUGGAAAAAAGGAGAAGGGCAGGCUGGGACAGCUUGGCAAAGAGCUUGGGGGGCCAGGACAAGGAAGUAUGUCUGAUUCAGAACUUGGUGGCCAGGAUUCCCUUGGAUUAGGAAAGCUUGGGACUCAAGCAGAAAAAGACAGAAGGUUAAAAAAGAAUACAUCAGGGCAUGAACUUCUAGAGGAGGCCCGCAGGAAGGGUUUGCCCUUUGCACAGUGGGAUGGUCCGACAGUUGUGGCUUGGCUGGAACUCUGGCUCGGAAUGCCAGCUUGGUACGUGGCAGCCUGCAGAGCCAACGUGAAGAGUGGUGCCAUCAUGUCCGCUCUAUCUGACACUGAGAUUCAGAGAGAGAUUGGCAUCAGCAACCCCCUCCACCGCCUCAAGCUGCGCCUGGCCAUCCAGGAAAUGGUGUCACUUACCAGCCCUUCGGCGCCACCCACCUCCAGAACACCUUCAGGCAAUGUCUGGGUGACCCACGAGGAAAUGGAAAACCUAACAGCUCCCACGAAAACGAAGGAGUCAGAGGAGGGAAGCUGGGCUCAGACACUAGCCUAUGGUGACAUGAACCAUGAGUGGAUAGGCAACGAGUGGCUACCAAGUUUAGGAUUACCUCAGUAUCGCAGCUACUUCAUGGAAUGCCUGGUGGAUGCCAGAAUGCUGGACCAUCUAAACAAGAAGGAUUUGAGAGUGCAUCUUAAAAUGGUUGACAGUUUCCACAGGACUAGUCUGCAGUAUGGGAUUAUGUGCUUGAAGAGGCUGAACUAUGAUAGGAAAGAACUGGAAAGAAGAAGAGAGCAGAGUCAGCAUGAGAUGAAAGAUGUUUUAGUGUGGAGCAACGACCGUGUGAUCCGCUGGGUACAGAGCAUCGGGCUGAGGGAUUAUGCAAACACUUUGCUUGAGAGUGGCAUUCAUGGGUCCCUUAUAGCUUUGGACGACAAUUUCGACUACAGCAGUCUAGCACUGUUACUACAGAUCCCAAACCAAAACACUCAGGCACGACAAAUCCUUGAGAGGGAGUACAACAAUCUACUGGCUUUAGGGACAGAUAGAAGACUUGAUGAAUGCGAUGACAAGAACUUUAGACGAGGACCUUCUUGGAGAAGACAGUUUCCUCCACGGGAAGUCCAUGGAAUUAGCAUGAUGCCCGGAUCAUCUGAAACACUGCCUGCUGGUUUCCGCCUGACCACCACAUCAGGACAGUCACGCAAGAUGGCAUCAGAAGUUCUCUUUGAGGUGUUGGAUGACAGUCCUGAAGACUUGUUAAUGGACUGGUGUCAAGUUGCCUCAUCAGCAGUGCAGCGGCUAGACAGUUCAACUGUGCGGACAUACUCCUGCUGAGGUGCUAACAGAAAAAAAUGGCUCUGAGUUGUUUCUCCAUGUCAGUGGUGUCUGGAUCCUUCUCUUCUGCUCGAUGAGGCUCCUUGAAGUCUCCCUACUUUGAAGAUCGUCAUCUGAAAAAAACUAGAUGCACUGCCAGGAAACACUUAAAAAAUAAACUAGGGCCAUCUACAGGACAAAAAGUUAAACUGUCCUUUCAGCAGUUAAUAGCCAAGUCCAUGUAACUGGGCACCAACAUACUGUAAGGUGCUACAAAGAUACUUACAGACCUGUCAUAUUGUUGCAGUUUCUACCGUUUUCUUGUAACAUACUAGUUGAUAUUAUGUACUGUGUAUGUAUUUCUUUACAGGAAAUAUGUAGGGUCUUUGUAAAUGAAUAUAAAUAUGGCAGUUUUUAUAUAUAUAAAUUAUAUAUACAUGGGGUUUGUGAGAAUACCCUGAUGUCAUUUCCAUGUUUAAAGAUGCUGCUGUUUGUACCUUUUUUUCAUUAAACCAUUUUUACAAGUCAUAUUUUUCAUAGUGGUCAGGUUUCCAAAUUUAGCAGUGAUAGCACCUUGAAGAAAAAUAGCUUUUAAAGCUGGUUUGAUACCAGUCAUAGCACUGCAUUAUCUUCAGCUGUGAAACCUGCCUCCAUGUAGUGUACAGUCCUGUGAGUUGUUGCUAACUUUAACCAGAAGGAAACAAAUCUUUACUGGAAACUAGGAUUUCCAGGAAACACACAGCAAAGCACUGUGAUUUUUAGUCCCUCCAUCUAGCAAUGUACACUUAAUAUUUGCACCUUUAGCUAUGGACCAAGAUAUUUUUUUUUCUGAAGCACUUGAUGGAAUUUCAUUUUUUAACUGUAAGAUUCAGUAGAUUGAUACAGGACUUUUUCAUUAAUGUUUCACUAUGUUACAAUUAAAUAAAAGGCUAAAUAAAAUAGGAUCACCGUUACCCUUUGAAUCUUCAUGCUUUCAGCUGAGCUGUCUUUUUUUCUGUCAACUUCUACUGCUGAAAUCACUUUAUCGAAUGAAAUAACUGAAAGACAGAGCUAAACUUGUAGUGUGUACAGAAUAUAUCAAAUGUAAUAGUCAAGAGGAAUUUAAAGAAAAAAAAAACUAUUGCUUGUUGUGACUUUAUUUAGUGUUGCUAUGACUGUUUACUCUGUUUCUGUAUGAGUUUUCAGAGUGAUCUUUUGGAAUCUUUCCUUUCCAUAGUUGCUAACUCAUUGCUGCUUUAUCUUAGCAAAACACCUGUCUUUUAGUUAUUUCUACAAGUAGUUUGUUCUUGAUUUUUUGUCAAUGUUUAUUUUUUCUUUGCACGUACAGAAAAUCUUAUUUGUUUUACUUUGUGUCCAUUUUUAUUUAUUAUUGACUGUUUUUCGGUCAAAAAUAAAUGGUGAUCUAACAAAUUUACAUUGUCAAUAAAAUACUGUCAAAUAGUGUCAACUGUACUUUUUUUCUGCACAAUCCAGCAGUUAUUUUCCUCAAAGUACAUUAUAUGUGAAUUACAUUACACAUCAGAAGAUAAAGCAGUUAUGGACUACCUUCACCACAGAUAUAGAAACAAAACUACAGUGAUUUAGGAAUAAAAUACAAUUUAAGGAGGAUCUUCCUGGAAAAUGUGAAACAUUUAAACAUUUAUGUGAAAUUCAUUAAGAUGUUUGGACUUUUUUCGAUAGAUGUAUCACUUCUUUAAUCACCCUAUCUGUCAGCAAAAUAUAUAAUGUACAAUCUGAAUUAGUGGCAUGUCUACUUAAGAAGGAUAUAAAUCAAAUAUAUAAAAUAAAUUCGCAUAGUAUGUAAGGUAUUUUUCUGUUUAUUUUUUCAAAUUAGGGUUUUUUUCUGGUACACUGUAUGUUAACUAUUGUCUUUGUUAGUGUACAGCAUACAGUAUCUCAAGAGAAAUCUGUCAAGGGAAAUUGAUUUUUUAUGCUUCGCUAAGUAAUUAUCCUUGCAGCACUUGCUGAGAAUUCCAAAUCCCUUAUGCUAGUUCAAUUUUGGUGUGAAGUUAACUAAAAAAAUGAGUAGCUUAGAGGCAGUAAUUCAAAAUAAAACAAAGUUCCUAUACAAAAUCUGAUUUACAGUCCUUCCCCUGAUGAUUAUUUAAAAACUGAUUAAAGGCCACUUAUUUUCCACAUGCAGG